This is a messenger RNA of Daphnia magna, 715 nucleotides long. RefSeq lists its product as uncharacterized. The record is from RefSeq and is a predicted model, not a curated record. Lineage: Eukaryota; Metazoa; Arthropoda; Branchiopoda; Diplostraca; Daphniidae. The transcript is spliced from 3 exons. Bases 165 to 506 code for a protein of 113 amino acids.
ACACAAGUUGAUCGUUCCUUAGCACUACAAGGUUUUCUUGCUACUCGCUUUCCCAAUUUUUCGUCGAAAUGUCGUUGCAAAGACGACAUCUUUAUCUGUCUUUCAUUUCUAAUGACGAAUUUGAGUAAGCCGACGUUUAUAUUUAAUCUGCGCCUGUAUUUCUCAUGGAAAGCAAGUCUUGUUCUCGCUCUCUACCCAAAUUGAAUUGGAACAUGGCAAACGAUUUCCUUUUCUUCUUUUUCUCCUCCUUUUUAAUUAUCGCAUUGGCCGGAGCAGCUCCUUCGGAAUCCCAAUUGAAUCAUACACCUCUAAUCAUGGGACCCCAUUGUCAUAUGCCCAUUAGCGUCAAUAAAACCACUUGCUACUGGAAAGGAUUGUCCCCAUUCUGUUUUGCCAGAGAUGAUUGCCCGGAAAACACCUUCCUGAUUUGCAAAGACAGAUGCGGCGAUGGAGGAUGUUGUUGGACUGGAGAAAAGGCUUUGUGUUGCCCAAUGGACCAAGAAUAGAAAACGAUAUUGAAAUGUACCGAACACAGAACUGUUUUUUUUUUUAAGGAUAACAUUCACUGGUGCGGGUACUUGCGUAGAAGCGUCGUGGGGUGUAAUAGAUUGUUGAAACUUCUUUUUAAAAAUGUGAAUUGCUUUUUUAAAAUUCUGUUUUCGAAAUUGUGUGAUUAGUCAUCUUCUGUUGUUAUGAUUACAGUCUUUAAAGAGCC